This is a messenger RNA of Saccostrea cuccullata (small rock oyster), 456 nucleotides long. RefSeq names its product circumsporozoite protein-like. NCBI's taxonomy places the organism in Eukaryota, Metazoa, Mollusca, Bivalvia, Ostreida, Ostreidae. The annotation marks the transcript as partial. The transcript is spliced from 2 exons. The record is from RefSeq and is a predicted model, not a curated record.
AUGGGAAUUCGUUGCCAGAGUGCAGAUUGUCUGGGGCGGGCACAGACGUGUGAAAAACACUGUGUCACAGAAAGAAAGACAGAGGGGAGAGACUUCCCGCAACGGCGGACGAACCUCAUCCCUGAUGCCAACCCUGACCCAAAUGCCACCCCUCCACCACUUGAGGCUUAUCCCAGACCUAGCCCUAACCCUAACCAUAACCCUGAUGCUACCCCUGCACCUAGUCCUAGCCCUGACCCCAGCCCCCUUAAGGUGACCCUCAUCCCUAAUGCCAUCCCUGACCCUAAUGCCAACCCUCCACCACGCAUGAUUAAUUCUAACGCUAGCCCUAACCCUAAAACUUACCCUAAUGCUAGCCCUACACCCCUUACGCCUAACUUUAGCCCCAACCCUAGCCCCUGCAGAGGACCCUCGUCCCUAAUGCCAACCCUGACCUUCAUGCCAACCCUCCACCAC